CCUCCUGAGUAGCUAGAAUUACAGGUGGGAGCCACUAGCACCUAGCCAGUAUUCUCAUUUUAAUGUAAGUUCAGUUGAUCCACUGAACACCCCAAGAUCUCCAAGAGAAGUGGGUUUUGCAAGUGUCUUUGCUACCUCCACACUGAUAAUAAAAUGAUCCCGCCUUUGCUUCCCCCAUCUUUUUUUUUUUUUUUUUGGCAGAUGAGUCCCCAGUGUCCUGCUGGAUUUUCUCAGUGAUGGUGUCGGUGGUCCCUGCACCCAAACUCCCAUCUCCUCUGGAUCACAGAAGAUGUUGGCAUUUAGCCAGCCACUCAGAUUUCCUUGCUCUUCAGUCAAAACCCCUCUGGCUACUUCCUCCCUUUCUUUUCUUUUUCUCAUUGUUCAGGAGAGGCCAUCUCUGCUGGUUGGGGUGGGAAACAACAUAAAUGUGCAAAGUCCUGUUCCCAGAGUGAUUAUCAGAAGACUGCACUCACCAGGGCACCUGCAGCCAAUUAAGGUCCCCGUGGUCAGACAUCAUCAGGACUGGGCCCAUCCUGUCAUUUUAUAAUUGGACAAACGGAGCUCAGAAAGGAAACAGACUCCUCCAGAGCAAUUACAAACUUGGGAAGAACCCACUGUGUGAAUCUGACCCCUGUCACACCUUCCAGCCCAGCCCAGUAGUGACCUGGGAGUCACUUGGGACUUAGCAGCCCAGCAGCGGCUCCCAGCCAGUUGGGGAGCAUCUAAACUUUAUUGCAUUUAGUAAAUUAAUGACUCAUCUCUCCCUGCAGCAAUUCCAUGUUAAAAUGGUGUUUGAGCAAGUACAAGCUUAACUUGGAGGAAUGAGGUGUGACAUCAGAUGAAGGUGAAUAAUUGUCUCUAUCAUCGUAGCCAUGGAACCUUGUUCCCGCCAUGUUGUAGCUGUGUCUUUCACUUGACCUUGACCAUUAUGGGUGGCCUUUCUGUGCCUUGUCCUUGGAUGCUAUCUGUUAUAAAAGGCCACUCACUGGUGCCUUAGGCUGCAGAAACAGCCCCGACAUCUACGUAUUCAUCUCCUGCCCGGAGUCUUGGGGACACGGGAAUAACACCUCUCUCCCCUUCCCACAUCGUGAAUGACACUGAUGCUAAUGACGCAGAACAGCAGACCUUUCUCGUGGUGGUGGCCAUCGACUUUGGAACCACAUCCAGUGGCUAUGCAUACAGCUUCACCAAGGAGCCAGAAUGCAUCCACGUGAUGAGGCGAUGGGAGGGAGGUGACCCUGGUGUAUCCAACCAGAAGACGCCCACCACCAUCUUGCUGACCCCAGAGAGGAAGUUCCACAGCUUCGGGUAUGCCGCCAGAGACUUCUACCACGACCUGGAUCCCAACGAGGCCAAGCAGUGGCUGUACCUGGAGAAGUUCAAGAUGAAAUUGCACACCACGGGGGACCUCACCAUGGAGACAGACCUGACGGCUGCAAAUGGCAAGAAAGUCAAAGCCCUUGACAUCUUUGCUUAUGCCCUGCAGUACUUUAAGGAGCAGGCAUUGAAGGAGCUGAGUGACCAGGCGGGCUCGGAGUUCGAGAACUCCGAUGUCAGAUGGGUCAUCACGGUUCCUGCCAUCUGGAAACAGCCUGCCAAGCAGUUCAUGAGACAAGCUGCCUACCAGGCGGGCCUGGCCUCCCCGGAGAACUCGGAACAGCUCAUCAUUGCCUUGGAGCCGGAAGCGGCUUCCAUCUACUGCCGGAAGCUGCGGCUGCACCAGAUGAUCGAGCUUAGCAGCAAGGCGGUGGUCAAUGGGUACCGCGGCAGUGACACAGUAGGAGCGGGGUUUGCACAGGCCAAGGAACAUGUACGGCGUAAUCGGCAGAGCCGGACAUUUUUGGUGGAGAAUGUCAUAGGAGAAAUCUGGUCCGAGCUGGAGGAAGGUGACAAGUAUGUCGUUGUGGACAGUGGUGGAGGCACUGUAGACCUGACAGUCCAUCAGAUACGCCUACCAGAGGGACACCUGAAGGAGUUGUAUAAAGCAACAGGUGGACCCUAUGGAUCCUUGGGCGUAGAUUAUGAAUUUGAAAAACUUCUGUGUAAAAUAUUUGGUGAGGAUUUCAUUGAACAAUUCAAGAUCAAACGUCCUGCAGCCUGGGUCGACUUGAUGAUAGCGUUUGAAUCUCGGAAAAGAGCAGCUGCCCCGGACCGAACCAACCCGCUGAACAUCACCCUGCCCUUCUCCUUCAUCGACUACUACAAGAAGUUCCGCGGCCACAGUGUGGAACACGCCUUGAGGAAGAGCAAUGUGGACUUUGUGAAGUGGUCCUCUCAGGGGAUGCUGAGAAUGAGUCCAGAUGCCAUGAACGCCCUUUUUAAGCCAACCAUUGACAGCAUCAUCGAACACCUCCAGGACCUGUUUCAGAAGCCCGAGGUGUCCACGGUCAAGUUCCUCUUCCUGGUGGGGGGCUUCGCCGAAGCCCCACUCCUGCAGCAGGCGGUGCAGUCUGCCUUCGGUGACAAGUGCCGGAUCAUCAUCCCUCAGGACGUGGGCCUCACCAUCCUCAAGGGCGCCGUCCUCUUCGGCCUGGACCCCGCGGUCAUCAAGGUGCGCCGGUCCCCACUCACCUACGGGGUGGGCGUGCUGAACCGCUACGUGGAGGGCAAGCACCCGGCCGAGAAGCUGCUGGUGAAGGACGGCACUCGCUGGUGCACCGAUGUCUUCGACAAAUUCAUCUCGGCCGAUCAGUCCGUGGCCCUGGGGGAGCUGGUCAAGCGGAGCUACACCCCAGCCAAGCCGUCGCAGCUGGUCAUCGUCAUCAACAUCUACAGCUCGGAGCAGGACGACGUGAGCUUCAUCACUGACCCCGGGGUGAAGAAGUGUGGCACGCUCCGCCUGGAUCUCACGGGCACCAGCGGCACCGCCGUGCCGGCCCGGAGGGAAAUCCAGACCCUCAUGCAGUUCGGGGACACCGAGAUCAAGGCCACAGCCGUGGAUAUAGCCACCUCAAAGAGUGUCAAAGUGGGGAUUGACUUCUUAAAUUACUAACCAUCCCUCCCUGCCACCUGUCCCCAUGGACUGACUCAUCUGCAUCCACUGACCCCAACCUUAACUGUCCUUGGCCUGACCUUGACCCUUCCCAUCAUUGCUCACCUGAAUUUCAGCAAGAAAGAUGAAAACAACCAGGGUGAGAAGUAACCUUUUUUUUUUUCAAGGACACUUUGGAGUCAGAAAAACUGACAGACAUUGAGAUUGAGAUCAGGGACUGGGACACUAGAAAAGCAGAUGGUUUUCAUAGGUACCAAAGUGGUUA
Molecule: messenger RNA, 3257 nt
Organism: Perognathus longimembris pacificus (Pacific pocket mouse)
Lineage: Eukaryota; Metazoa; Chordata; Mammalia; Rodentia; Heteromyidae
Gene: Hspa12a
Product: heat shock protein family A (Hsp70) member 12A
Exons: 12
Coding region: 1214-2992 (592 amino acids)
Source: RefSeq, a predicted model, not a curated record